Messenger RNA from Pistacia vera, 1401 nucleotides. Its product is annotated as aspartic proteinase nepenthesin-1-like. The transcript has a single exon. Bases 1 to 1401 code for a protein of 466 amino acids. The record is from RefSeq and is a predicted model, not a curated record. Gene Ontology annotation, cellular component: extracellular region. Lineage: Eukaryota; Viridiplantae; Streptophyta; Magnoliopsida; Sapindales; Anacardiaceae.
AUGGUGGGGCUUCAGUUCUUCGUUGUAUUGGUAUUGCAAAGUCUAGUCGUAUUUUCCAGACAUACUUUUGGUUUUGCAGAAACAAAAUCAAAUGGAGUCAGCAUUAAGCUCAUCCCAAUAGACUCUCGGGAGUCCCCCUUAUAUAAACCUAACCUUACUCGCCGCCAAAAAAUUGAGAGAAUGGUUAAUGUUACCCUGGCUAAAGCUAAACUGAGAAAUUUGCGUUCUACUCAAAAUUCGACAUUCGAUGAUGACAAGCAUUUAUUUGCUUUAGACCGUCAAGAUAAGUUCUAUCUUGCGCAGAUGUUAAUCGGAAACCCAAUUCAAUAUGUGUAUGUAGUGGUGGAUACUGGUGGUCCGCUAACUUGGACACAGUGUGCACCUUGCACGGAAUGUUUCCACCAAAUUUAUCCCAUUUACGAUCGGCGACAUUCCUCUACUUACCGGAGACUUUCUUGUAAUCAUCGUCUUUGCAACCAUGAUGAAGAAGGCAGCCUUUUCCAAUGUGUUAAUGGGAGAUGCGUCUACACUCAUACCUAUGGUACUGGUGGAGAAAUCAUGGGCCCGACAAAAGGUUAUGCAUCUCUCGAAUCAUUUCAUUUUUUAGUGAACACCAAUGGUGAUACAGAACAAUUUACUAUUCUCUUCGGCUGCUCCAAUGAUAACGUAAAUUUCGAGUUUGCUGAUGAUGAAGAUAAUAAGAUUUCUGGGAUCAUGGGAUUAGACUUACAUCCAAAUUCACUAGCGUCCCAAUUGUCAAAUGUCUUCUCUUAUUGUAUUGUUCCCUAUGAUGAUGAUUUUCCAUUCGAUGUGCAUGCUCAUAUACUAAGGUUUGGGGCGGAUGUUUAUUUUCCUCCAUAUCCCAUUCCAACAACGCAAUAUGUAAGCGUUGCAGGAACAAAUUCUUAUUACCUUCGUCUUUUAGAUAUAAGUGUGGGACGUUCUCGCUUAAAUUUCCCACGAGGUACCUUCGAACCUUCCUCUAGUGGUGUCUUCAUAGAUUCAGGAACUCCAUUUACAACACUCACCACAAGAGCCGCGAACAGGAUCAAUGUUUUUGAAAGGGUGAACCGAGCAUUUUGGCGAUACUAUGAUUCUCGUAAUCUUGUGAGAUAUCCUACUGAGCCUGAUGAUUCAUUCCAUGUUUGUUAUAUGAUCCCACAAAAUUUUAGAGAUUAUCCAUCCAUGACCUUCCAUUUCCGAGGGGCAGACUACGAAGUAGAUGGCAGAUUUGUGAACAUUCGAUUUGAUGAUGAAGGACAUUUCUGCGUAGCAAUAAUGCCCGAAGAAACAGAUUCCAUUCUAGGAGCUUAUUAUAUGCAAAAUAUGCGCAUAAUUCAUAAUGGCGGAAUCGGAGCAGUUCAGUUUUUCCAAGCACAGUGUGCUGGUGAUCAUUUUUAG